UUUACUGUAUGGUAAGGGAGGCCGAGCAGUCAGCUGGGAGAGUAAAUAUAUUUGGGCGGGUAACUGUGAGGUGUUGGAGGGGAGGAUGUGGUACUUUGUAACUGUUCUAGUCUUCAUUUCCUGAGGAAUAAUGUCUGAAGGAACAAUGUCGAUGACUCCCCCUCUGACUCCCCCGGUGGAGAAGGGGGAGGUCAUGAUGGACAGUGACAGCCUUGACUACAUGGAUUUCUUCAUCAGUGAGCUUAAUACAUCUCCAGCCAAGGAAGAAAGAGUAUGUUCCUUGGCUACAAAUGAUGGCCCACUGUUAUUUUCCUGCAUGGGAGAGGUUCGUUGGACCGAGAACAUCAGCAACAUGUCUUGUGUCGGUCAAGAAGUCUUGGCACAGCUCCUUCGGCAUAUAAAUCCCUGUCCCACAGCUCUUCUCUCCUCUGAAGUUAUAUUCAACUUACCGUGCACACAAGACAACCUGCACCUCAAUCUCGCCCACUUUUUUACUGCCGUCAGGCAAGGUGUAACACAACUGGAGAGAGGAGCCCAGUCGGGCUUAUGUAUGACUCAGAGUUGUCACGAUGUUCAGUACCCAAAGAUCCGACAGGACAUUGCGACCUUCUUGAACUGCCUUGUAUCCUAUGUUCAUACCCUGGGGUGUGAUGACAAUGAAGAGUUUCUUCACUCGGUGGUUGCUGAGGUUUUGGACAUGUUGCUCUACCUUGGUCCGUUGCAUGAGUUACCAGAGCAUGUGACAUCUGCAAGUUCUUCUCAGGGGAAUAAGUGCCCGUCUGCUGCUUACCACUUACUCCAUCUUCAUUUAGAUGUACGGUGGUGGAGCCUUGUUCUCCUGCACCUUGUAGAGUCAGCCUUUGGUUUUACCCCUCAAGCUGCUUCUCACUCCGUGGAUUCUCUCAUCUUGGUAUCAGAGCCACAGGGACCCCAGGGUGGAGCUUCAUCAGAAUUAAUUGAACACUCGCCCAUAGAGGAGUGUAUCUCCAUGGUAGUGUGGGACCUGAUCACCGUCAUGCUUCGGAAAGGACUCAAGAAGAGUGUGAGUGACUUGUACCAAGUGGCAGGAUUUUCCUGUACUUGUUCACUGGAGAUGGGACUGAUGACACUCCACCUCUUGGACCACAGACAUGCUCAUCAUGGCAAGAAGAAUUACUGGGAGCAAAUAAAGCGCAGGCUAUUAGUUCUCCUGAAAGUCUACAGUGAGUCCUCUACCCCAUCCACACAAACGUCUUCCAGUACCUCCUCACCAUCGUCCACCUCCAUGUUGUCCUCAGAGCAAAAUUUCCAAGUCAUUCAGUACCCAGCAGCCAUUGUUAAGGGAGCUCAACUUCCUCAUAUAUGGUGGAUCUUCUAUAACUUCUCUCAACUUUAUGGGUACGAUAUGAAUGGAAAGAAAAUAAUGGAGAAAUCAAUUGAAAUUAAAAGUGAGACAAAGCUACUAAGAACGCUAAUCAAGUUAUCUCUCGGUGAACCCAAAAGUGGAUCCCAACCAACAGAAGCCGAGCUGCGAUUUUAUGUGCGAUGUUGUUUCAGUCUAAGUCAACUGUGGGGGGGAGAGAAGAGCAGUGAGUGGGCUGUAGCUCUUUGGGAUUAUUUUUCCAAGCACCUUGAUUCAUCUUUUCUCCUCCCCGGUGCAGGUCUGGAAGGACUGGCGUGUGUUAGUAAAACUGCAAGUGGAUGGUUAGAGCAAGUUAGGUCCCGAACUUGCAACUUGGCAGCAAUAGGAAAGUCCGAAACAUCAUGGCAAAUUUUUCUCAGGAUUGUUGUGGGAGUGGUGGAGACCAGUCCAGCAGAAUGGCGGCAGGUGAGAGGCCGUAUCUACUCUAAGUUUCACGGACGCAAGAUGUCGGAGCUUUCACCACUGGGCCUCUAUAACUCCAGCACACUCUUCCUCACCCUGGCCAACACAACAGAUCUUGUUGGUGUGAGCAACAAACUAGGUGAACUAUUGUAUAUGGUUCCAACGUCCAGUGUCAGUAAAUCACGAAUUGUGUGGCGAGGAUACUUGGCAACCAUGUUGUUGUUGUUAGAGUCUGGGUGUGACAUAUCUCCAGUUGUUAAAAAAUUUAGUCCUAUUUUAGCAGCCACCUGCCAUGAGUACAUAACAUCCAGAGAUUCCAUGCAUAGAAGGGACUUGGGGCAACUGAUCACAAUAUAUGCUGAUGGAGUCCAGGAAGUGUUUGACCAGAGCUUUAACCUGACACUAUCGCAACAUUCCCUCAUAUGUGGAGGUUUGAGUGGUGUUCUCCAACAUGCCAGUAGUAUUGAAAUGAAGGCUAUUCUUGGUGCCUCAGACACCGCCCUCACUAAGGUUAUUGACAUCUCUUCAAAACCUCAGUACCUGGCAGGGUUAAAUACGGAAAUUGUGGAUGUUAUUUGGAGAGAAUUUGGUUCGUUCAUCAAAUCUCACGCUACCACUCUGACACCACCAGCAGUCCUUGGAACAGUUGCUGCUUCUCUCACCUUCUGCUUGGGUCACAAUGUUAGUAAUCCUACUUCAGGAAACAAAGAAGCUGCUUUGGGACUGUUUACUUAUUUUACUACAAAUGAUGCUGUGAAUCCACUAUCCACUCUGCAGUAUGUCUCAUCCCUCCUAGAAAUACCAGGCAGCAUAUCCAUGUUGAGUGACAUUUGUUCAGCAUAUGAGGGUCAUUUAAUCUCUGGUUGGUUAUCAAGUUUAAUAAUAAUGGGAAACUGUGAUGAGGCAAUUGCACUCACUCCCAAGAUGAUGAGUUUGCCCGGAGUAGCAGAAGUUCUCCAUCGUCAUCCACCUGCAUGCCCAUUUGCAGCGGCAAAGUGUCUGGCAGAAGGAGUUGCUAAGAAAUAUUCAGAAACACAGAUCUUCACAACCCGUGUAGCCUUUAGAGAUGCAGCCUUACAAUACUUCUCUGGGCUAGACAAGGCUUUGGGGAUCUUGUUGAAGAAAGUUCCCCCACCAGAUCAUCUCUCAUCAGUCUUAGAAAUGGUGGCUGAUCUUUUCUUUCAUGCACAUUCCAUUAUCUACAUUAAGUCAAGAGUCACCUGUCCUAUGCCAGGCCUCAUCAGUACACUUCUUCUCCCGAGUGCAGUGUAUGAGCCUGAGAAGCCCCUCAACUCACACUUGGCCUUGGCAUUAGCUAAUACUUUACCAAAGAUGGUGUGUGCGAUGGGGUGCCUGGGCUUGGCUCAAGACCCAUACCUGGUACGUUGCGUCAGGAACGUCUUCACACACUACAUGUACCGCUUCCCAGUCAAGACCAGUAACAGCUACACAUCCACAACACACCCUUUUAUUAUUUGUCUCCACAAUGGGGAUGUGCGAGAGGAGGCGAUACAAGAAUUACGAUCCGUGUUUCUGGAGGUCGUGCGUGACAGUUACUUGCGCAGGCGAGGUGUCAGCAAUGUACAUCUUCAAAUGGUAAUUUCCUUGGUGCUGGAACUUUUGAAUAAAAGUACGAGUGAGUGGAUGGAGGGGGUGUGUUGCACAUUAUUUCUACCCCUCCUGGAGCUACUACUUACACUGGAGGAGCCAACAACGAAAAGGGUUGCAACUGACCUCCUCCAAAAGUUGCUACAAGAGGUUCGAGAUCAAGACACAUUUUGCAGAAGUAAACUGGUGAGGAGUGUGAGACGACUGGUGAUACAACACCUGUCAUGGUCGUCGGCAAAAUUGUUCCGUGUGUUGGGAGUCAUUGGAGUGCUGCACAAACAACUGAUUGUCGAGUGUCUCCCACACAUAGCUCAAGCUGUUACAGCUACAGAGGAAAAAAGGGGAAUAGGACUGGAUCACACACUUCGACAUGGCUACCAGGCUCUACUGGCCAGCUUAGGUGUGAAUGAAGAAGAUAUAAUAUUUGCAUAGAUUUUUUUUAAGUGUGAGGAAGAGUUAGUGCAAAACGCUAUUAUUUAUUAUUUUUUUAAUUAAACUGUUUCUAUUUAAAUACUGUACUUUUAUUGAAAAAAAAUGAAGACCAAACAAUGUAAAAUAUUAACAUAUCCCAUUUUGUUACUGUAGUUGUAGAUAAAAAAAAUUACUGUUGACAGCCAAAUUACAAAGUUUCAGCAGUUAUGUUGAACUACAACUUCUAGUAGAGUAAACCCUCAACAUUUGCGGGGGUCAAGUUCCUCAAAAACACAGCGAAUGUGAAAUCUGCGAAUGUUAAACAUAAGACCUUAUGGUAAAAAUUGGGACUAGGGGAUCCACACCCUCGAAGAGGUAAGUUCUGUUCAGAAUUUCGUUCUACACCGACGGUAAAGGGCACAUGCAGAGUCAAACUGACAACGGGACAGUUUGAUUCAAAUGGAGACUCAUCAAAAAGAGAUGGAAAAGAUGUUAACAUGAAUAUUGGCCAACGUUAGUGCUGAUGGUUGAUGAAGAUGAGUUAAUAUACAAUGGGAAAAUCAGUUUUGAAUGAACACUAUAAGAAGUAGUUGAACAAAGUUCAUAUAUCAGGAGUCUUCAAUGUAUUCAUAACUUGAAGUUUUUCAUAUAAUCUAGCUAGGAAGAGAAGGAGAGAGAGAUGAGGGUUGUAUUUUGAAGGGUCAGCGACAAGUCCAUUAGCUACUCGAUAAGAGAAUGAGAUAUGGUGGCCAGAUGUGGAUUUUUUAGCUAUAGGAUGGCAGUGUGUGAGAUGCAGUGAGUGCACGAGGUGGUCUGGUUACGUGUCCGGAGACGACUUCUAACCUAUAUCAAGCAACUGUGCGUCAGUGACCCAGCUACAGAGUUUAGUGAACGGUGAUAACUCACCCAAAAUCGUCUGCUACUGUUUUUAAACAUGUCAUAACAACAGAUCUGUCAAGAGUGAAUUUGAGCAAUUGAAUUCAGCCAACUUGGGAAGUUAAUCACUUGAUUGCUAUUAUUAUAAGAAGCGAGUUAAAUACGAGGUUUGAUGGAUACUGUUUGUGUGUUUGGUAUUUACAACUGAUAGUGGGACAUGUAUUUCCAGGUAUGACCGAAUAAACAUUUUCAUGUUUUA
Homarus americanus (American lobster) is the source of this 4958-nucleotide messenger RNA. Its product is annotated as protein MMS22-like. The coding region runs from base 131 to 3844 and encodes 1237 amino acids. Lineage: Eukaryota; Metazoa; Arthropoda; Malacostraca; Decapoda; Nephropidae. Gene Ontology annotation, biological process: replication fork processing; double-strand break repair via homologous recombination. Gene Ontology annotation, cellular component: nuclear replication fork. The record is from RefSeq and is a predicted model, not a curated record. The transcript has 22 exons.